AUGUUGUCGAUUUCUUCUCGGUCAGCGUCAUUGUCAUCCGUUUAUGAACAAUCUACUAACUCGAAUAAUCCGAUAAUAAAACAAAUCACGGUUGAUCAAAUUUAUGGAAUAAUUGCGAUAUCAUUGAGCGCAAUAUCUAUUGUACUCAGUUUUACGUCAUUACCGAUAUUUAUUAAUAAAUUAAAUGAGUUGCAAACUAAUACUAUCAAUGAAUUUAAAAUAAUUAAGGAAUUAUCUGAAAAGGUUGAGGAGGAUAUUGUGGAACUUCAAUCACAAUUCAAUAUAGUGAAAAUUAGCGCCGCUGCUUUAACAGAUGAUCAACCGCCUGAAGGCUAUAUUCCAUUUCCUUAUCAAGAAAUUCAGUGGAAAGCCUUCGAUGAUCUAACUGGAAACAAUGAAAAUAUUCACGAUUAUGAUGAACUUUUAUCGAUACUGGACCACAAAAGAGAACGCGAUUAUACGAAUCGCCGUAUAGCCCAUAAAUAUGGGCCCAAUUACAUAUAUAGACCAUUGAGGACGGGCCCUAAUGGCGGUGACCGAGUAAGAAUUAAAGGAGGAUAUAUAAAAAGCAGAAAUAGUGGAUGGUCGUCGGGCAUCAUGGCACCUUCCCACAUUCCUUUUGGCCAUAUUGAAACCGAUUAUACAGUAAAAAUUGAUCAAGAAUCAUGCAUAGGCAAACCUGGUGCUCCAGGAUUAGAUGGAUUAGAUGGCACCGAUGGUGAGGAUGGCGUUGAUGGGCUUCCUGGAGCGGAUGCAUAUGAGCAAGAUGAUGAAUGUAUAAUUUGCCCAGCAGGAAAACAAGGUCCACCUGGACCACCUGGUCCGAUGGGACCGCAGGGAGCCAAAGGUGAUAAAGGAAUGCCAGGCGAUCCUGGAACCCCUGGAAUAGAUAAUUAUGAACGUGGACCACCGGGUGAUGAAGGACCUAGAGGUUCACCAGGAUUGCCAGGAACACGAGGCGCACCAGGUGAAGAUGUAAUCAGUGGCAUUGGUAUCCCAGGUUCACCAGGACCUCCAGGACCACAAGGCCCACCCGGAUUGCCAGGGAGAAAUGGAAUACCUGGAAUCGUACGAGGCGGAUUGGAAGGCUCCAUUGGUCCACCUGGAGAGCCUGGAGAUGAUGGCGAUCCAGGACCAAGUGGUUCAGUUGGUGAACCAGGUCUUCCUGGAAUUGAUGCUGCGUACUGUUCAUGUCCUCCUAGGAAUCUGGCUAGCUAUAGCUUUUACAGAAGAGAUCAUCCAAGAGAUAUCAGUCUAGCCAUACCAGAUCAAAAUGGAUAUGAGAGGAUUGCAAUGUUUUGCAUUGUCGUGCUACAUUGGCUAAGGCCGAAUGUUAGUGGUUCAGUUCCUCUCCUUUUACUUAAAAGAGAAGUUCAGGUGAAUAUUUUUAUUCUUCUCUACAAAAGAUUUUGUGAUAAAGGGAAACAGCGACAAGUGUUAGCCAAACUAUUGAGUAUUGUUUGA
Dracunculus medinensis (Guinea worm) is the source of this 1464-nucleotide messenger RNA. The record is from the annotation of a GenBank genome assembly. NCBI's taxonomy places the organism in Eukaryota, Metazoa, Nematoda, Chromadorea, Rhabditida, Dracunculidae.